CACGGUUGGACAUUGAGGAUCCUGUGUGCACAGUAGGACAUCUCGGUGUCCAUGGGUGGGUCUCCCCUGUGAGGACUCUGCACACAGUAGGACAUCUCAGUGUCCCUGGGGUCCCCUAACCCUAACCCUUCCCCAUGCCCCAGGCAGGGCCGACUCCCAGUCCGCAGGAGCGAGGCCCCGAGUGUCUGCUUGGGCAGCUCCCUCCUACCCACCCGCAGCUCAGGCUGGGGUGAACCCGGGCUGGCCCCUCCUCCCCAGCCCUGGCAGGGGUGUGGGUGUCCGUGUGGCCAAUCCCCGUAGGGCCGUGGCUUAUGUGUGCUUGGGGAAGUAUUUCUGGGCACAGUGUCCGUGGGGUGGCAGGAGGCUGGUGCAGCCAGGAGGAAGCGUGGCUUUCCCGGACCCGGAGGCUCAGGGAGGUCACCGGCCGGGACCCCGAUGGGCGGACGGCUGAGUGCGGCCAGCAGCUUCCCGCGCCUGCGCUGCGCGCACGCGGAGUGGAUGUCGGAGCUGCUCCCGGGACUCUGGGACCUGCCGCUGCACCACCUGUCCAUCCCAGGGAGCCACGACACGAUGACCUACUGCCUGAGCAGGACGUCCCCUGUCUCCCGCAAGGAGUCCUGGCUGCUGCAGCUUGUGUCUAAGGUGGUGCCCUGUGUCAUGCAGCCGGUGGUGCUGAAAUGGUCCAUCACGCAGGUAUUGACCGUCAAGGAGCAGCUGGACACCGGCGUGCGCUACCUGGACCUGCGCAUCGCGCACAUGCUGGAGGGCUCCAAGAAGAGCCUACACUUUGUGCACAUGGUCUACACCACGGCGCUGGUGGAGGAUACACUCACAGAAAUUUCCGAGUGGCUGGAGAACCACCCGCGGGAGGUGGUCAUUUUAGCCUGCAGGAAUUUUGAAGGGAUGACCCAGGAGCUGCAUGAAUACCUCGUGGGCUGCAUCAAAAACAUCUUUGGAGACAUGCUGUGUCCCCGAGGGGAGGUGCCGACGCUGCGCCAGCUGUGGAGCGCCGGUCACCAGGUCAUCGUCUCCUACGAGGACGCGCACACCCUGAGCAGGCACCUGGAGCUCUGGCCCGGCAUCCUGUACUGGUGGGGGAACAAGGUGAAGACCGACGAGCUCAUCGGCUACCUGGAGUCCAUGAAAAGCCGCGGCCGCCCAGACGGGCUGUUCGUCGCGGGCAUCAACCUCACGGAGAGCCUGGAGUAUGUCUUGGUGCACCCGGCCGCGUCCCUGCAGAAGCUGACGCUGUCCAACCUGCCGCGCCUGAGCGCCUGGGUCCGCGAGCAGCGCCCGGGGCCCGCGAGGGGCUGCACAAACAUCAUCGCCGCAGACUUCGUCGGCGCCGACAGCUUCGUGGGCGACGUCAUCGGGCUCAACGACAAGCUGCUCUGCUGCGGACAGUCCCCUUCAGUCGAGUCCUGAGGCUGCGGGAAGGAUCCUAGCCCAGUAAGCGUGGACACUCCAGCCGCGUGCCCCCAGCACAGGCACCCGUGGGAUCCGGAGCAGGUCUGCUCGGCCUCCUCUGGCCUCCUCAGGCUUCCCCGACCUGCGUGUCCCCUGGAGCUGGGCCCAUCCUCGUUCUUCACUUUCUCUCCCGGGAUGGAUUACGAUAUGUGCAGCCGAGAAAACGUGAUUCCACCGUAGCAUCUUAGAGGAAGACUUACCCGUGAGCGGGGGCUUCACACCUCCAGGUUCCAGCCCACCUGUCUGGCAAAGAAAGGAGCUCCCGGUCCUCUCACCUUUGAGAACAGUGGGAUGGAGCUUCCAGGGGCUUGACGAGCUCAAAAUUACCAUGUGGCUUGGAUAGGACUGAGGGUGUGUGAACCUGCUGAGAAAAGCAUGAGAAACAAAGGAGAAGUAACCAAUCUUUAAUUCUCAUGGAAAGCACAGACUGUUCUCUUUGCCCUGGCACCGCAGCUCUCCUGGGGCUGCUGGUUUUACGUUGUCUUUUCUGACGGUUCAGAGGGAUGAAUUUAAUGGAGGGGGGCAGGAGUUUAUUUCAAAGAUGAAAAUGAGCAGCAGAGAUAGAACAGUGUUGGAGACACGCUGCCCUCCCACUUCCCAGAGGCCUCCAUGGUGCCUUCUCCAUGCAGGUGUCAGUGGAACAGGUAUGAGCAGGUGUGACACAGGUAUGGAGGGCUGUCACCUUACACAGCACACCUUGCACACCUUACCACUGCACAGCAUCCUCCUCCCUGUCCCUCGUGUCCUGCUCACACCUUCUCUCUCAUCCGCCGCUUCCAGGAAGGACCCUGACCCUCCUCCUCUCCCACUGCCCACGAGGCCCAGCUGUGACUCUGCUUCACAGAAGGGCCGGCCCCCGCCCCUCUCCAGCCCUCUGCAGCCCUCUGCAGCCAACGUGACCGGGUGACAGCUGCCCUCUUCCCUGCCUCUGCUGCCAACCACCGGUCCUACUUGCCCUCACGCUCACCCUUUAGCCCUCUUUGUCCCCACCUGUCCUUCUCCCCUUUCUCCCAGGCCUCCAUGGGUGUUUCUUUUGCCCCCAGCCCUUGGGCCAGACCUGCCAUCUUUCCGGCAAGCCCUUGCUCUGCCUUCCAACACCCGGGGGCCAGAUUUCAAACCCCCACAAAUCCAGGAGCCCCUCAUCUCAGCAGGUGGCUUACAGAGCGGGAGGGUUUGGCUCCUGGCCCAGUAACGAGUUUGAGCACAGCUCUUACUUCUCCUGCCCUACGAGGUGCCUCGGAAUUCUUGUCCGGCUGGCGUCCUGGGCACCCCCCUUAGCAUUAGGUUUUCCAAGUCUGCAUCGGAAAUGACUGUUUAGACCAGUUGGAAUGUGUUCUCCUUGGGAUCUGCUUCUGCUUUGAGUAUCCGGUUGCCAGGAUCAAUGAGAACCAGUGGGUUUCCAGGGGCUGCCUCAGGCCUGCAGCUUUCCUGAUCAGGCUUCCCGAGGAGCAGAGCCUGAUGCUCAGGGAGAUCAAGCUGCAGACGAGGUACACGGUUAAUAAUGAGUCACAACAUAAGGACCAGUAUUUCCCUCUAAACCUGGGUCAUGGUCACCUUGGAUCUGGGACAACAGGAACCAUUUAAUUCUGCAGAACAAUUAAAAGCAAUUAAAGCCCAAAAUGGGCAUGAA
Messenger RNA from Choloepus didactylus (southern two-toed sloth), 3097 nucleotides. RefSeq names its product phosphatidylinositol specific phospholipase C X domain containing 1 (gene PLCXD1). Gene Ontology annotation, molecular function: phosphoric diester hydrolase activity. Lineage: Eukaryota; Metazoa; Chordata; Mammalia; Pilosa; Megalonychidae. The transcript is spliced from 7 exons. Gene Ontology annotation, biological process: lipid metabolic process. The record is from RefSeq and is a predicted model, not a curated record. The coding region runs from base 436 to 1425 and encodes 329 amino acids.